GACUCAUAGACAUUUCUAAUUGAGUGCUAGUAACAAAAACACGGUUUCAAAAUGGUUGUGGCUGACCCGGAAAAUGGUUCGAAAUUUGAAAAUGUGGAAACGGAAAACUAUGCAUUGAAAAUUUUUCAAUCCACAUUAAACUUGUUGGCGCAUAUUUUAAUUGGGAUUGUUGUUGGAAUUUCCAUCAUGUUUGCGUUUAGAAAUGGAUUACCGUUGAAUAUGACUAAUCUGCAUAUUGUUUUGUGUGUUAUUGGUUAUCAAUUAUUGAUGGCUGAGGGAAUACUUUCUCUAUGCGCCCACAACAGUUGGACUGCUGGACUGAGAGUGGUGGACAGGAGAAGAGCACACACAAUCCUACUCAUCAUGGGUUCUGUGUUGGCCAUUGUUGGUAGCCUUAUAAAAAGUGCGGACAAAAAUGUUAACUUCAAUACUCUACAUGGAAAAUUUGCGUUGGUGGCAAUGGUAUUCACUACAGUGUGCCUGGUUAACGGUCUAACUUCGCUUUACGCAUACGAAUUGCGUAAAUGUAUACCGGGAAGCUUUUCCAAAAUCCCUCACAUCGUCUUUGGCGUAGUAGCGUUUGUUACGUCUUUAAUAUCUCUCUGCUACGGAUUCGACUACAACUUUUUCAAAAGCUGGACUAGUAAUGUUGGCCCGCCUUUUGGAUUUGCCUACGCUAUUAUGGGAAUGGCCGCAGCUUUCACCUUCAUCAUCAUCGUAAACCCCAUGAUCACUGCUUUCAAUAAGACUGUCCGUGUAUUCAAAUAACACUGUGAUAGUUUUUAAAUUUUAGAAUCUCUAAACUCAUACUUAUUUAAACUUUCUACAAGAAUUUAUCUAUGUAGGAUUGACUAUUACCUUAAAAUAGUUAUCUGCUCAAAUCAAAAUGUAAUAAAAUAUAGACAUACUUAAAGAUAUAGGUACGAACCAAUUUUGCUAAAGAAUUAUGUGUUCUUAUAAUUAAUUAUUAAAGGCAUCGAUAUCUUACAAAAAUGUGUUCAUAUUAUUAUUAUCACUAUAAGUAUUUAGGUUACAAUAAAAUUAAAUAAUUAAUUUUGUGUUUUAUUUUAUACAUAACUAGCUGACACCACGCGGUUUCGCCCGCGUGGUUCCCGUUCAAUAUAUAUAGCCUAUAGCCUUCCUCGAUAAAUGGGCUAUCUAACACUAAAAGAAUUUUUCAAAACGGACCAGUAGUUCCUGAGAUUAGCGCGUACUAUCAAACAAACAAACAAACUCUUCAGCUUUGUAAUAUUAGUAUAGAUUGCUUAGUUCUUUUUUAAGGGCACUUCUUAGACAAUAUAAAUGUUCUU
Bicyclus anynana (squinting bush brown) is the source of this 1310-nucleotide messenger RNA. RefSeq lists its product as uncharacterized. The transcript has 3 exons. Gene Ontology annotation, molecular function: transmembrane monodehydroascorbate reductase activity. Bases 52 to 768 code for a protein of 238 amino acids. The record is from RefSeq and is a predicted model, not a curated record. NCBI's taxonomy places the organism in Eukaryota, Metazoa, Arthropoda, Insecta, Lepidoptera, Nymphalidae.